This is a messenger RNA of Dictyostelium purpureum, 1142 nucleotides long. RefSeq lists its product as uncharacterized. Bases 103 to 1026 code for a protein of 307 amino acids. The record is from RefSeq and is a predicted model, not a curated record. The transcript has 2 exons. NCBI's taxonomy places the organism in Eukaryota, Evosea, Eumycetozoa, Dictyosteliales, Dictyosteliaceae.
AAAUAUACCCACCCUUCAUUUCAUUUUAAAUUAAACACAAUUAUAAUAAAAUUAAUAUUUUUUAUUGGUUAUAUUAAUAAUCAUAAUCAUCAUCAAUUAAUAAUGUAUACAAGUACAAAACCAUAUAUAUUUUUAUCAAUAAUAUGCAUUAUUACAUUUAUUUCAUUUUCUUUUAUAUUAAUAAAUUUUAAUAAUACAAUUUUUACAGUCGAAACAUACGAAUAUUCGGGCGAUUCUUUCAACUAUUACAAUUUAAAUAGAUAUCAUUAUAAAUACCAAUUUUUGGACCAUGAGUCAAACAUUACUAUAUCAAAUAAUGGAAAUAUUUUAAGCACUAUCCAAAGAACCAAAUAUUCACCAGAAUCGCCAUUAUAUAGAUUUUUCAAAUCAUUCUUCUACCUCAGUGCAUGGUAUCUAAUUCUAUUGGUUUUCAUGGCCUUUUUAUUAUUCAUUUUACAUUUUACAAAACUAUUAAAAUGUAACUAUGAAUUUAGAGAAAUGAUUAGAAAUGGAGAAAUGUCAGCAUUUAUGGUUAAAAGAAAAAGAGACAUAUGUAUCACUAUAGUAUCAGUUUUUUACCUUGCAAUUGUUGGAAUUACUUUUGGUAUUGCUGUAGCAUUGCCUUUAAAUUUGCCCACAUACUUUAUUAAGCAAGACCGUUUCAACCAUUUUACUGACAACUUGUGCAAUACAUUCAAUAUAAAUUCGACUAUCGGCUUACACCAUUUUGGUAAAUGUUCAACAUCAUCUGGUCAAAUUACAAUGCAAUAUUCUUCAACUGAUAUAUAUAUGAAAUAUUCAUGGGGUAUAGGCGAAUAUUUCGUUGUUAUUAGAUCCAUCAUACUAACAACUGCCUUGGUUGGUUUGUUUUUAUUUUUAUUAUUAUGUCUAUUAAAAUAUAAAAAACCAGCUAGUGCCAUCAUAAACAAUGACCCAAAUAAUAAUAAUAAUGAAAAUAGUAUUAAUUCAAUUCAUAUUCCAAUGGCAACCGUUACACCAAUAGGAAAAUCAAUUUAUAUUUCAUAAAAAAAUAAAUUAAAAAAAAAAAAAAAAAAAUUUGUAAAGAUCUAUAAAAAAAUACAUACUCAUUGUUGUUCAUUCAUUAAAUAAAUCUUUUUUUAUAAUAAAUUUCAAAUCAAUCU